This is a messenger RNA of Aureobasidium vineae, 999 nucleotides long. Lineage: Eukaryota; Fungi; Ascomycota; Dothideomycetes; Dothideales; Saccotheciaceae. The record is from the annotation of a GenBank genome assembly.
AUUAUGGCGAGCCAAAAGACAUUGCUAUCAGAGCUUCGUGCUCGCAGUGCUGUUGAUUGUGACACCCUAGAUGUGGAAGUUGCUCAGGCCUUGGGACCUUUUGUUGAUUGCACAUCGAACCAGGCCAUCGUCAACAUUGAACUGCAGAAACCAAAGAACGAACCCCUUAUCGUCGAGUCCAUCCAACAAGCCAAGCAGUUGUAUUCUCAAUAUGCCUCUGAAGCCACCUUUGAACAAUUCGCCUCUGAAGUCAUGGCAGUCAGACUCUCAGCAAGAAUGAUCCCUUACCUCACCGGCCGCGCACUCAUUCAAACAAACCCUUACAACGCCUACUCGACACCCGCCACCAUCGCCAAUGCCAAACGCAUCAUUGCCAUUUACAACCAAGUCCUGCCCGAGCACCCGAGCAACCGUAUCUGCAUCAAAAUCCCCAGUACCUGGGAAGGCAUUGCUGCGUGCAAGCAGCUGGAACAGCAGGGUAUCGUUACUCUAGCCACUACUUUGUUUUCUCUGGAGCAGGCUGCUGCUGCACAUGCGGCGGGAUGCAGUUACAUUGCGCCAUAUGUGAAUGAAUUGGCUGUGCAUUUUGUUGCUGGACAUAUUGACAACGACAAAGGCUUUGCCCUCACCCGCGCCUGCCAAAACUUUUACGAAAGAAUUGGGUCAAAGACACUGGUCAUGCCUGCCUCACUGACUUCUGUGGAUGAGUGUCUGCAAGUCGCUGGCGCACACCACAUCACUAUCUCUCCACCUUUGCUUGCUGCUCUUGCUGCUACUCCUUUCUCUGCUGCUCCCUCAAUAUUUGACGAAACCGACACUGCAGCAGAGGCAAUUAAUGAUGCACAGCUUUUGGAGACGGUAAAGGAUGAAGCUAGCUAUAGGAUCAGGUAUACGCGCCUUAAGAAUGGUAUCCAGGAGAAAAAGCUGGUAGACGCCGUGAACAUCUUUGCGGAUUGUCAGGAUAAAACUGAGGAGUUGGUGAUAAGGUAUAGUAAGUGA